AUGAGUGCGGAGAAGGCCCGUGCCGCGGAGAAGGUGAAGGCGCUGGAGCUUGCUCUGGGGAGCGUGAAGGACGCUCUGAGUAAGAUUGAUGCCGACAUGGAGGAGGUGGAGGCGAGGGUGAAUAGGAGCGGCGCAACGCUGCAGGAGCGAACGUUGCAUGCAUGGCCCAUAUCACGCUCGGCUUACCCGAGCCGCCGCCGUCGUCGUCCCAGCACGGAUGCCGCCGCCGUCUGCUCACCAUCCUUGUGUCCAUCGUCAUCAGCGUCGCGCUCGCCGUCGCCGUCUCGCUGGCCAUCUACUUCGCCGUGCGGCCGGCGCCGGGUGAUGGCCCGUCGCUCAUGGCUACUACCGAGCGAGCUCGCGGCGCUCCCCGGCGCGGCGGCCGCGCGGGACGCCGACCUCCUCGUGCCCAUGUCGCUCGACGCCACGCGCCGCCGCGUGGCGGACGCGCUCGCCGACGCGACGGAGCUCGUGGCCGCGCGGGCGCCGCUGGACCGCUCCGCUGGUGCUGGUGGCUACGGCAUCAGCGACUGCCUCGAGAUGCUGGAGGCCGCGGCCGACCUACUCAGCCGCUCGGUCGCCGCCGUCACGGCGCCUGCUGCUGCGGCGGCCGCCAUCGCGCACGACGACGUCAUGACCUGGCUCAGCGCGGCGCUCACGUACCACGACACGUGCCGCGACGGCCUUCAUGAAGAAGUCGACGCCGACGGCAAGGACGACGGCCGCGCCGUGAAGGCCCAGAUGCUUGGAUCCCUCGGCAACCUCAUGGAGCACCUAAGCAACAGCCUCGCCAUCUUCAAGGCGUGGGGAGCACCGGUCGUCUCCGGCGGCCUCCCCGUCCAGAAACGACAGCUACUGUCAGCCCGCAGCGGCCACGGCGACCUCACCUUUCCGGCGCCAAGUUGGGUAAAACACAGCGAUCGGCGGCUCCUGGAGGUUCCGACCGGUGACAUGGUGCCCGACAUGGUGGUGGCCAUGGACGGCAGCGGAACGCACCAGAGAAUCGGAGACGCCGUGGAGGCUGCUCCCGUGCGCAGCGCCCGCCGAGUCGUGAUCUACAUCAAGGCCGGCGUGUACGGCGAGAACGUCAAGGUGGCGCGCAACAAAACGAACCUGAUGCUCGUCGGCGACGGCGCCGGGCAGACGGUGGUGGUCGGGCGGCGCAGCGUCGCGGACGGCCUGAGGACGUUCGACACGGCGACGCUGUCGGUGUCCGGGGACGGGUUCAUGAUGCGCGACCUGACGGUGGAGAACCGCGCGGGGCCCCGGGAGCACCAGGCGGUGGCGCUGCUGGUGACCGCGGACAGGGCGGUGGCGUACCGGUGCGCCGUGGUGGGGUACCAGGACACGCUCUACGCGCACGCGCAGCGGCAGCUGUACCGCGAGUGCGAGGUGGCCGGCACGGUGGACGCCGUGUUCGGCAACGCGGCGGCGGUGCUGCAGAACUGCACGCUGCGCGCGCGGCGGCCGCUGCCGGGGCAGAAGAACACGGUGACGGCGCAGGGGCGCGCGGACCCGAACCAGAGCACGGGGUUCUCGGUGCACGCCUGCCGGCUGGUGCCGGCGCCGGAGUACCCGGCGAGCUCGACGUACCUAGGCCGGCCGUGGAAACCCUACGCGAGGGUGGUGUACAUGAUGUCGUACGUCGGCGAACACGUGGACGCCGCCGGGUGGCUGGCGUGGGACGCGUCGGCGGGCGCGCCCGACGACACGGUGUACUACGGCGAGUACCAGAACUACGGGCCCGGCGCGGCGCUGGAGGGGCGCGUGGCGUGGCCGGGACACCGCGUCAUCACGAUGGCGGAAGAGGCGAUGGAGUUCACGGUGAGGUGGUUCAUCGCCGGCUACUCCUGGCUGCCGGCCACCGGGCUGCCGUUCGUCGGCGGCUUGACCGCGUGA
Sorghum bicolor (sorghum) is the source of this 1899-nucleotide messenger RNA. RefSeq names its product probable pectinesterase/pectinesterase inhibitor 61. Gene Ontology annotation, molecular function: pectinesterase activity; pectinesterase inhibitor activity. The coding region runs from base 1 to 1899 and encodes 632 amino acids. Lineage: Eukaryota; Viridiplantae; Streptophyta; Magnoliopsida; Poales; Poaceae. Gene Ontology annotation, biological process: cell wall modification. The record is from RefSeq and is a predicted model, not a curated record. The transcript is spliced from 3 exons.